ACUCUAAACUAUCAUCUAUUACUUAAAUGGAAUAUUAUAACAAGUUAUUGGGACGAUAAUAGUUCGAUGCACUUUCACUUUAUUCUGUGAAUAAAACUGUUUCGCUUCAUUAGUAUUUCUAUUCAGACCAAAUAGAAGAAUACUCUUAUUGUCCGCAAUGUUUGUAUUCCAACUUUUAUUCCGAUCUCGAUGACGAGUCCCACCACCACAAAUACUUAUGCUAAUGCGUUGCUCACCAGGGAUGCUUUAUACCACUCAACAGUCUUACUAUAUUUUUAAUAAUUUAAUAUCACAAUAAUUACUGUUUUUAAUACCUCAAUUUUUACAUACAUCAGCACAAUGUAGACUAAAAUGUAUGGAGGUUUAAUUGAUAUUAAAACAGAUGUCUAUAAAGAAGUAUUAAUAAGAUUAGAGCGGUUGAAAAAGGGAUCAAAAAGGGCACAUCCAUAGGUGGUCCCGAUACUGUAUUUUGAUCAACUACAAACAAUCGAUGAAACCGACGGAUUAUGACGGUUAAUAUAUGAGAACCUCUGGCAUGAACACCUGAAUACUUAACAAACGGAUAAAAUUAACAUUAAUAACGAGUGUCCGCCUCCGAUCCACAUUUUAUCUGAAGACAAACUACGUUCCUCAUAGUCACACGUGACAUCUUCGAUGAGACGUUUCGGGUCGUUUCCAAAAUUUUAACUUACUCGAGUGAAUUUUUCCAUCUGUGUAAAGUUAGCUCAUUUUUGUCUUUCACCUAAGAGUCAAUUGAUAAAUAAAUAAAAUAAUUAGUUAGUUAUUUACUUAACUAUGGAGGAAAAUGAUAAAAAUAAUAGUCAAUCUGGUUACAAGUCAGAAAACGAUAGUAAUGACGACGAAUUUCCACGAAGAUCUCCAGUGCUAUUGGAUUUGGAUAAAAUGGUGAAGAAGUCCCAUCAAAUAAUCGACGAACAGGAGUCUACUGCCAGCAAUCUUGAACACCAAGGCUUGCGAAUCAAAGAAGAACCGCUGUUCAAUUCCUCCGUCAAAGAAGCUGCGUUUAUCCGUCGGCAAUCGCUGAGAAGGCGUUGGCAAGACGACUCAAUUAACGAACGAUCCAGUACUUCGGGGGAUGGUGUUCUUGUUAUAAGAGUUCCUGAACCUGAAACUGCUGGGCCUCACUCGCAUCUAGAAAUUUUGCAUCAGACCAAAAUAAAAUCUGUACAACGCGAAUCUGCUCAAUCUGAGAAAGGUAGUAAUAAUUUCACAGAUUAUAAAAAAUCAGCAUGUGACCGAGAGCGUACGAGAAUGCGCGACAUGAAUCGUGCAUUCGAACUGCUGAGAUCAAAAUUACCAAUUUGCAAGCCGCCUGGUAAAAAAUUGUCUAAGAUCGAAUCGCUGAGACAUGCGAUAACUUAUAUACGACACUUGCAAAGUCUCUUGGAACCUCAGUAUCCUUAUGCACCGUGUAAUACCGAUGUGGCUAAUUACUAUGCAAACCCGUCGCCGACGAGCUCUUACGAUGUUCAGCAUCCACCCCGAUGGGAAUCUUUGGCUUACUAUCGUUACGACUAUCAUGGACCUUUCGUACCGCCACCACCACCUGCCUUGCCUCCACCCCGAAGGCUCGCAUCUGAAUCAGAUGAACAAUAUCGCUACAACCAACACUUGUAAUUAAUUCUAAACCAUAAAUUUUACCCAGUACAAUUGUAUUAUCCAACUAUCUAUAUCUAUAAUUCUGUUGACCUAUUAAUACUGUUAUAAAUACCAAAUUAUGUAUAAAAAAAUAAUAUAACUUUUUUAUUAGUA
This is a messenger RNA of Cotesia glomerata, 1773 nucleotides long. RefSeq lists its product as uncharacterized. Gene Ontology annotation, cellular component: nucleus. Gene Ontology annotation, molecular function: DNA-binding transcription factor activity, RNA polymerase II-specific; RNA polymerase II cis-regulatory region sequence-specific DNA binding; protein dimerization activity. The transcript has 3 exons. Lineage: Eukaryota; Metazoa; Arthropoda; Insecta; Hymenoptera; Braconidae. Gene Ontology annotation, biological process: mesoderm formation; regulation of transcription by RNA polymerase II. Bases 796 to 1638 code for a protein of 280 amino acids. The record is from RefSeq and is a predicted model, not a curated record.